Corticium candelabrum is the source of this 1485-nucleotide messenger RNA. RefSeq lists its product as uncharacterized. Lineage: Eukaryota; Metazoa; Porifera; Homoscleromorpha; Homosclerophorida; Plakinidae. The record is from RefSeq and is a predicted model, not a curated record. The coding region runs from base 62 to 1216 and encodes 384 amino acids. The transcript has a single exon.
GUUGCAAUACGUAUUGCAGUUGCAGCUGUGUAGAUACAUCUGUUGCUGAUUGUUACCCAAAAUGUGCAGUUCUCAAAUUGCUGUUGGUGCAGUGCAGUUUCGGGGUGUCACACCUUUCUACUCACCUUCGUCAGACAUUUCGUUCCAGCUGUGCUUCCUCACAGGCUGUAUAGCAAAAGAAAGCGACAAAGUCUUGCUCGUGCCACAAGGUUGCACAAUUACCGACGAAUGUUUGAAAUCGGUGGAAACCAACUGCCGGUCUGCUUUCGUUGUUUCUACGAGAGAUCUGCCUUGUCUCUCAUCUGGAAGGAUGGAUAAAGCUUAUCAGCUCGUUUACGUCCAAGACGACGUCGUAAUAGGAACAAGCCUUUCGUUUACUUUUACAGAUCGACACCGAGGCAACGUGACUCCGUCAUGUACCGGUGUUGGGGACUCAGCACCCAGUGUGACCACCAGCAGCCUCUCCACGUCUACGUCGCUGCUUUUGGAUGCUAGACGACAACUAGAUCAUAAACAAAAAGCAAAAGUUGUCGAGAACGACAUGAAACAAGAAAGAGGAAAUAAAAGAAUUUACACAACUGCAGAGGAAGCUACCCCAUCAAGGUCAAAGGAAAUGCCUAUGCCUAUGCAAUCGCUGCAUUCUCAUCUUCAUACUUGUCAUACCCGAGGUAGGUCUCCACUAGAAUUGAACGACGAUGAGGUCAGCGAACGUAUUGAUAGCUUCGCUGUUGUUGAGUUGCCAUCUUGUGACAUCUUUUUGGAAAGUGAAAUGUUACAACAGGAAGCAAUCACUAAAAUUGUUGUGGAAAAAAGGCGGCUGGCCAAACUGUGUGAGACAGAAAGGGCUGUAGCUAUCAGGCAACGGAGCAAAAAUGAGGAGAUUGAAAAAGCAAACGAUAUCAAAUUGAAUGAAAACAGGAGACUCAGGAGAGAGAUACAUGAAACUGAAUGUCAAAUUCAAGUAAUAGAGAAGAAGUUGAAUGCAAUGAAACAUGGAGUGUGUGUUACUAGAGAUUCAUCUGACAUUGGAGUAAAUCUGUUUGAUUUUGGAGCAGAAGCGACACAUUCAGGUGGCAACAUCAAAAUUUUCAGUCAUGACACGUCUUUAUCUGACAUAUUCAGUUGUCCUAUCUGCUUCACCACAUUUGACAAGACAAAAGCUGAUCAUUUUCAACGACAUGCUCAAAGCCAUUUUAUAGGACAAAAUGAUGACUAAAAACAUACUAGUAGGUAAAGUCAAGUUCGUGCCCAAUCUAGACGUCACAUAUUCUAGAUGUGCUACACUGUGUUUCAAUUUUGACGUGAAAAAACAUGAACAAUUGCAUUUAGUUUGUGUAAGUUAAAUGGAUCAAUCAUAGCUAGUGUAUACGUAUCAUAUGUUGUUCGUGCUAAGGCUAGCCAACAGUAAUUAAAAACAGUUUUUACUUUAAAAACUUGUUAUAACAUGUUGCAGAAUGUUUGCUUAUUGUAGCCUGUAAUGGCAUC